GUGCUCCGAAUAGUUCACCGAAUGGUAAAAGUCAAUUACCAACCGACUCACAGACUGGUGUCCCAUCAACGGGUAUUCCAGAAAGAGAUGCUUCGGAUAGUACACCAAAUACUACAAACGAUUUACCGAAUUCACAACAACCCGGGGAAUUUAAAGCAAACAUACCUUCAAUAAUUUUACCACCAUCCGAAGAUACUCCAGAAAAGAAUAAAUCGCUUAACCAACGAAACAGCACAAGUAGUGAUAAAUCAGAUACUUUGAUUUAUGUAGAUGAAGGUGAAAAUAAAUCAUCAACUGUUAGCUUAGAUUCACGUAAAUCUGUAGUAUAUGUUGAUGAAGAUGGCAAUGAACUUUCACCUGAUGAAGCCGAAAAUAUAAGAAAUUCAGUUGUAUAUGUUGAUGAAGAUGGAAAGUCACUUUCACCUGAUGAAGCCGAAAAAAUAAGAAAUUCAGUUAUAUAUGUUGAUGAAGAAGGCAAUAAACUUUCACCUGAUGAAGCCGAAAAGAUAAGGAAUUCAGUUGUAUAUGUUGAUGAAGAUGGAAAGUCACUUUCACCUGAUGAAGCCGAAAAGAUAAGGAAUUCGGUUGUUUAUGUUGAUGAAGAUGGAAAGCCGAUUGAUAUAAACACGGUUGAUCCAGAAAUACGUAAGAGUAUAGUGUCCAUGACUGAUAAACCAAUUGAAGUUAAAGAAUUAAAUCAAGAAAACUAUGCAGGUGAAGGAACAUCAAAAAGUGUAAAUAACCUCAAUUUAGAAGUUGAAGAUAAAAAUCCUGCUAACUUUGACGCAUCACCUACUAAUAAUACUACAUUUGGAUUAGGAUUAGCUACUAGACUUAAGAAAAUCUUUAAAAAAAAUAAAUAG
This is a messenger RNA of Funneliformis caledonium, 863 nucleotides long. NCBI's taxonomy places the organism in Eukaryota, Fungi, Glomeromycota, Glomeromycetes, Glomerales, Glomeraceae. The record is from the annotation of a GenBank genome assembly.